UGAAGCGUUUAACCAACCUAACUUUUAAUUGUUUGAAAGGAACGCUGUAUUAUCUUAUUUUUCUUUAAAUAUAAUUGGAAUUUAUAACAAUGUCAAAAGCGCAUCCCCCAGAAUUAAAAAAAUUUAUGGAUAAAAAGCUCUCCUUAAAAUUAAAUGGUGGCCGGCAAAUUAUAGGAAUAUUAAGAGGUUUUGAUCCAUUUAUGAACCUUGUGGUUGAUGAAUCGAUUGAGGAAUGCAGAGACGGUUCAAAAAAUAAUAUAGGAAUGGUGGUUAUUCGAGGAAACAGUAUAGUAAUGCUAGAAGCCCUAGAUAGGAUUUAAUUCAUUAGGAACUUAAUUUAAUAUUUUGUACAUGUUAAGAUUUAUAUAAAUAAAAUUAAGUCACAA
Molecule: messenger RNA, 386 nt
Organism: Anoplophora glabripennis (Asian longhorned beetle)
Lineage: Eukaryota; Metazoa; Arthropoda; Insecta; Coleoptera; Cerambycidae
Gene: SNRPG
Product: probable small nuclear ribonucleoprotein G
Exons: 3
Coding region: 90-320 (76 amino acids)
Biological process (GO): spliceosomal snRNP assembly; mRNA splicing, via spliceosome
Cellular component (GO): P granule; SMN-Sm protein complex; U5 snRNP
Molecular function (GO): RNA binding
Source: RefSeq, a predicted model, not a curated record